GAAGGGGCGGGGUCGGGGACGUCGGAGAGGAAAGAGCGGACGCCACCGAGUCAGGCCGGAGCCGCUGCCGUCGCCAUGACCCGCGGUAACCAGCGUGAGCUUGCCCGCCAGAAGAACAUGAAAAAGCAAAGCGAUUCAGGCAAGGGAAAACGCCGGGAUGACGGGCUCUCUGCAGCUGCCCGAAAGCAGAGGGACUCGGAGAUCAUGCAACAGAAGCAGAAAAAAGCCAAUGAGAAGAAGGAAGAGCCCAAGUAACUCUGUGGCUCAUGCCCAUCUCUCUUGCCCGUCGACCGUGUGCCUGGAGCCAGUCCCGUCACGCUCUCGCCUCCUCCUGUAGCGCUCACAGGUCCCAGAACUGAUGGCAUUCCCUUCGCCCUGUGUCUGCAGUGGGUUCCCUCUGUGCAUCCUUCCCCCCAGGCAGCCUUGCUCUCCUCCAGGGCAUUCCUGGGGGUGAGGGGGCUACCCUCUCCCAGUGUUUUUUAUUCCUAUGGGGCUUACCCCAGAGUAUUAAAAGUAGCUUUGUAAUU
Trichosurus vulpecula (common brushtail) is the source of this 527-nucleotide messenger RNA. RefSeq names its product small EDRK-rich factor 2 (gene SERF2). The record is from RefSeq and is a predicted model, not a curated record. Lineage: Eukaryota; Metazoa; Chordata; Mammalia; Diprotodontia; Phalangeridae. The coding region runs from base 76 to 255 and encodes 59 amino acids. The transcript has 3 exons.